AUGGCUUCUCCACUUCACCUCAGUCUUCCUCGUUAUAAACUUGUACUACGUGUAUAUAGUGCGAAAGAUAUACAACAUUCAUCGUCACAAGGUGCUUACUGUAAACUUUAUCUUGGAUCCUCAAUUAUGAUUGAAGGAAGUCGAACUUGUAAGACUUCGUUGGAUGUCUCAAGUGUUGAUCAAGAUGAGAAAACUUGGCAUUUUCAAGUGCGACGUACAUGUACACAACAUCAACAGUCAAUUGACUUUGAAACGAUUUGGGAUGAAACAUUUGAGGUUUUGAUUCACCCAAAUAUGGAUUUAAAGACCCAGAUCUUGAGUUUUCGUGUGAAAAGUCAGCAUUUAUUAUAUUGUCCUGUUAUUGGUACAUGUGCAGUCUCAUUGAAGAAUUUCGUGCCUGGAAAAUGGUUACAGCAAUGGUAUCCAUUACAAAAAGGAAAGAAAUCUGCAGGUCGACUUCGAGUUAUGCUUUUGGUUACGGAAAUUGAUCGAAAAAUUGACAAGUUGGUAGCAAGAAGGAGACAGCCAAAUGAAGAUGUUGUUGCAGCAAGAAAUGCACUUUAUGAAGCUGAUAAAGCGAUUGAACGACUUCUUGAAAAGCAUUUACAACUAGAAAACGAACGACAAGAACGUCGACGUGCGAAACUAUCGUGUGGACCACUUGAGUUACAAAAAGACAGUUUUACGAUUGAUCGAAAUGUAGAAGAUAGUGUAACCCCGUUACAACCAUCUUUUGAAAUUCUUGAGACUUUCGAAACUCAACCGUUACAUGUUGAACAAUUGCCAACGCAUCUGGUGAAAUAUGAACAACAAUUGGACAAGAAGUUACGACAAGUGCAAAAAGAGACAGUAAGACUUUACGAAUUUCAACUGCAAUUGAAACAGUAUCUUCCAGAUUUCAAGAUUGACAAUGAGACAGUGGAAUCAAAAGAAGAUUUGGAAACGUUACCAUUUGAAACGUUUGAUUCAUCUGCUUUGUCGAAUUUAGAGCAUUUUCAUUGUCGUGCACGCUCAAACGAAAUUUAUUUCUUGAAUUGUAAGCAAGAAAAGCAAUCGAAGGGAAUGGAGAAUUCUUCUGUUAGAGAGAAGUUGACUGAUUGUCAAUCUGAGAAGCAUGUUACUGCUGUCGUUGCUUAA
Plasmopara halstedii is the source of this 1137-nucleotide messenger RNA. RefSeq names its product C2 domain. The record is from RefSeq and is a predicted model, not a curated record. Lineage: Eukaryota; Oomycota; Peronosporomycetes; Peronosporales; Peronosporaceae. The coding region runs from base 1 to 1137 and encodes 378 amino acids. The transcript has a single exon.